Molecule: messenger RNA, 1023 nt
Organism: Hordeum vulgare subsp. vulgare (domesticated barley)
Lineage: Eukaryota; Viridiplantae; Streptophyta; Magnoliopsida; Poales; Poaceae
Exons: 3
Coding region: 291-701 (136 amino acids)
Source: RefSeq, a predicted model, not a curated record
CCCUCCCCUCUCUUUGUCAAACAUCGCCGGUUCUUCGCUUCAACCCCACACACCGGAGGAGCGCAGCGCGCACCGCACCGGGCACAGCCGUGGCUCCGUGCCGCGUCGCUCCUCGGGUUCUCGGUAUAAAUACGCGCGCUUCCAGCCACGGCCCACGGGAGGAGGUUCCACUCCGUUCUGCUUAGCUUAGCUACGUAGCCCCACUCGCUCGCCGGCCCCAGCCUCUUCCCUUCUUCUUCUCUUCUUCUCUAGCCCAUUCUGUCUCCCCUGUCUCUGCCGUGCUGAACCAGAUGGAGAAGGCGAGGAGGAGGCGUCGCGUGCCGGCGUUCGGGGAGUGGAACUACAACUACCACCACGACGCUCCGGAGGCGGCGGCCGCGUGGUACGCCACGCCGGAGCCGGAGGCCUGCAGCGACGUGUGGUUCAGGUACUCGCCUCCCCCGCGCAAACCCACGCCCACACCCAACACGAAGCUUCCCAGGCGGCGGCGGCCGGAGGGCGACGUGUCCCGGGAGCGCGCCGGGGCGUCCUCGGACGCAGCCGUCAUGGCCAAGAGCGGCGCCAGCAGGUACCAGGUGCGGCACGUCGACGAGGACCUGUACAAGGCGCCGCCGCCGGAGCCCGCCUCCCACCGGCGGCCAAGGAAGAGGUGGAGCCUGUGGAUGGGAUGCCUGGGCCUCAACUCAUGCGUCGCCUCAUGAACCCCGAAUCUUGUCGCGCCGAUGGAUGGAUGGGAUGCUGCCUGCGUCCUGCGUGCGUGUUCAUCACCAGUGCCUACCUGCCCUUUCUCUGGGACACACUACCAUACUUCUGUCCAGUCCUCUCUCUCCGAGUGUUUUGUGCGUAUGCCUUGGCUUGUGGCAAGAUGGUUACUAGUAAAACUAGCUGGCUGCUAGUAACAUUUCGGGUUUCUAUUCUCUUGUGUAAUGCUGGUAAAGAUAUCCAGGUAUAUCUAGUAACAUUUCGUGCUUCUACUCUUCUUUUGUGUAAUGUGGGUAAGAUUGAUUAACAUAUUGAGUGCAA